Messenger RNA from Colius striatus (speckled mousebird), 3493 nucleotides. It is a transcript of the gene FAN1, whose product is annotated as FANCD2 and FANCI associated nuclease 1. The transcript has 14 exons. The coding region runs from base 308 to 3418 and encodes 1036 amino acids. Lineage: Eukaryota; Metazoa; Chordata; Aves; Coliiformes; Coliidae. The record is from RefSeq and is a predicted model, not a curated record. Gene Ontology annotation, biological process: interstrand cross-link repair. Gene Ontology annotation, cellular component: nucleus. Gene Ontology annotation, molecular function: 5'-3' exonuclease activity; 5'-flap endonuclease activity; flap-structured DNA binding.
ACGCAGGGAGGGCGGGCGCGCAGUCCCGGCCGGGGGAGCGCGGCCUGGUCGGCGGCCCCAGCGCGCUCCGGAGGGGCGAGUGUGCUACGAGGCGUUGCAGCUCUGCUGGGCACCAGCAAACAGCGCGCCUGUGAGUAGCGACCAGCCGGCACCAGUGAACAGCGUGCCUGAGAAUAGCGAACAUGGCAUGUCAGAGGACUACAGAUGGAAAAUACAAAGCCAAGAAAAAGAUUUUUUUUCUAAUUGUUGCAAAAUAAGGAAGUUGAAUGAAGUUGCCUAUGCCAUGGGAAUGCUUUGAAGUUUUGUAAUGGCAGAAGCUAGAUCUUCAGAAGUUAAAAGAUCACGAAUAAGUUUGUCACUCAGUAAAAAUAAGAAAAAAAAAGGAACAACAACAAAAAAAGUGGAAGAUAAAGGAACACUAUCUACAGCUUCAGCAUCCUCCUCUAUUAUUUCCUUUUUUAACAAUGUUCCCCCUGCCAAAAUUACCUGUCCCAUGUGUGGGCAAAUGGUGCCAAGAUAUAAAAUAAAUGAGCAUAUGGAUGAAACAUGUCAGAAAAAACAUGGGGAGAUUGGUGUCAUUGAUUUAACACUCAACUCUUUUAGGAAUGAGAGUGCAAUAUUUGCAAAUGCAAACAAUAAUUCCAGCCCCUAUUUUUCAAAAGAGCUCUUAAGUCCUUCCAAAUGCAGUUCACUGAAUGCGGAUCAGAGUGCAGUACAACAGAUUAGUCCUUAUUUUAGCAAUAAUAGUUCAGUCUGUAGUGCUAAUGAUGUACCACAGGUUCAAACAGUUAAAGUAGUCUCUUUGGGAAGCUUGUCAUCUAAACUCUCCAGAAGACGACGUAUCCAGGGAGGAAAACAGAUUGUGUAUAAAGAGAGCGACUCUUCACCUCCAGCUGUUCACAAUAUGAGCAAAAGUGCUGCUGCAUGGGAUGAUGAUGAUAUUUAUGCUGGGCAUAGUUCUCAGAAAGAAAAUGAGCUUGAGGAACAGAGUUUUUCAAAGAAGGAGCCUGAAUUUCAAGAGGAAAUAAACAAAUGUGGUGGGGAAGACUUUCUGGAUAUUGAUCAGGUAUUAUCAGCAGCUAAUAACAGUGAUGGCAAAAGGUUACCAACUGGUACAAGGAGCGCCAGAACAGAAAGUAGGUCUGAAGGUGUGAUGCUUAGUCCUGAUAAAUUUGAAGCACAUCUAGCCACUUAUACUGCAGCAGAGUUGAUCAGUAGUUUGGAAGUGAAGACUCAGCCUCACACUCAGAUUAUUCCUUCUUCCAAGACAGAAGUGAACUGUGGAACACAGAAUUGCUUUAGCAAGGGUGAUGUCCAAGUACUUCCUAUGGAAGUUCAUGAAGACUUCAAGAAUGAGAUCAAUCAUAGUAUGUCAGAAACUGUAGAGAAAGUAGAAUUUCCCAGUUCCAUUGGGGACAUUUUAGACACAAUAAAUGAGGUUAGCUCUGGGCCCAGCUCUCCCUGUCACCCAUAUUACCUCCGGAAUUUUUUAGUAGUGCUGCGAGCAGUCUUGGAGAACGAAGAUGAUGUCAGACUCUUUGAUGAGCAAGAUAAGAGCAUUAUAACCAAGUUCUGCAAAUUAUCAGUUGGUGGGCAGAAGUUAUAUGUGAGACUUUUUCAACGCAAGCUGAACUGGUUAAAGGUGAACAAAAUAGAGUAUGAAGAGAUCAGUAUGGAUUUGUCACCAAUAAUUGAAGAACUGGCUGAAGCCAGGUUUCUGCAAACAGAAUCUCAACUGGAAGACCUGUGUGAAGGGCUGGAUUUGCUUUCAGCCCCUGAACUAAAAACAUUGGCAAAGGUCUUUCACUUGCCAAACCCAAAUGGUCACAAACAGCAACUCAUGGAUGAUUUUCUGAGAUUGGCAAAACAACGAUCAGUCUUCAGCAGGAGUCAGGGUGGUAUUGGAACAGUCAUUUUAAAAAGGGUGAAGGACCUGGCUGGAAAAUGUGUCAGGGUCUGUAAAGGCCCUCGGGCUGUCUUUUCUCGUAUUCUGCUGCUGUUUUCUCUGUCUGAGUCGAUAGAGGAUGAGGAAGCUGGUAGUGCUGGUCACGGCCAACUCUCCACAGUCCUUAUGGUAAACAUGGGGCGUAUGGCGUUUCCCAGUUACACUGUAAAUAGGAAAACACAGGUCUUCCAGGACAGAGAAGACCUUAUCAGAUAUGCAACUGCUGCUCAUCUGUCAAAUGAUAUAGCCAGUGCAAUGGUAAAUGGAAACUGGGAAGAAGCCAAUCAUCUGUAUAUGUGUGCUAAAGAAACCUGGAAUGAACUGAAAAAUCACCCGUCUUUGAGCUAUCACAGGGUUCUACCUGAGUAUCUGCGACGUUUUACAGUUGGCUGGGUGUAUACAAGAAUCCUUUCUCAUGGUGUUGAAAUUUUGCAGAGGCUUCACAUGUAUAAGGAAGCUGUGCAGGAGCUGCAGACUCUCCUGUCUCAGGACGUGUAUUGUACCGACAGCAGAGGGCGAUGGUGGGACCGCCUGGCUCUGAAUUUACACCAACACUUGAAAAACACUAAGAAGGCUGUGGAGUGCAUCAGGAGAGGGCUGGCAGACCCUUGUGUGCGCACAGGGCACCGCCUCGCGCUCACCCAGCGGGCCCUGCGCAUCCGAGACUCGCCCAGCUGCAAGCCCUUCCGCUGCCUGGUUUCUGACCUACCAGUCAUAACUGUGGAAGAUGUGACACACGUUACAAUCAAAGGAAAGAUGUGUCCUCAGAUGGGAAUGGGAAAAUCAGUGUUUCUAAUGGAGGAUAUUGGUGAUGAAGAAGGAGAUGAAGACACCAGUGUGUCCACAGUCAUGUGCUCAGUUGAGGAGCUGGCCUUAAAUCAUUACAAGCAGAAUGGUUUUGAUCAGGGCAUUCAUGGGGAAGGCUCAACAUUUCUCACGCUGUUUGGGAUUCUGAUGUGGGACAUCAUUUUCAUGGACGGUGUUCCCGACGUGUUCCGCAACUCCUACCAGACGUUCCCCCUGGAUUUAUAUACUGACAGCUUCUAUGAGAACAGGAGGGAUGUCAUUGAGGCCAGACUCCAGCAGCUUAAUGCAGCUUCUUCAGAGACCCUGGCAAAAUUAGUCGCUGACAUCUGGACCACUCAGGAAGGAAAAGCAGCAGCACUAGUUAGCUGGGGGCGGUUUACUUCCCUUCAGCAAGCUCAGAGCCUUGUGUCCUGCCUUGGAGGAAUGUUCCUGAGCGGCAUUUUCCGGCGCCUUUGCAGAGACCUGCGCCACUGCAGGGGGGGCCUGCCCGACCUGGUGGUGUGGCAAACUCACACCCAUCACUUCAAGCUGGUGGAAGUGAAGGGUCCCACAGAUCGCCUGUCCCCCAAGCAGAGCAUCUGGCUGAGCGAACUGAAGCAGCUGGGGGCUGCAGUAGAAGUCUGUCAUGUCCAAGCCGUUGGAGGCAAGAGCAAGCGCCUCAGUUGACAGCAGAGGUCUUGAUCAUGAGGGUAACUUGGGUGUUUCUAAAGGAACUGGAGUGACACUAAGGGCUGCUGCUUA